Molecule: messenger RNA, 1495 nt
Organism: Oxyura jamaicensis (ruddy duck)
Lineage: Eukaryota; Metazoa; Chordata; Aves; Anseriformes; Anatidae
Gene: ASCL2
Product: achaete-scute family bHLH transcription factor 2
Exons: 2
Coding region: 209-718 (169 amino acids)
Biological process (GO): regulation of transcription by RNA polymerase II; developmental process
Molecular function (GO): DNA-binding transcription factor activity, RNA polymerase II-specific; protein dimerization activity; RNA polymerase II transcription regulatory region sequence-specific DNA binding
Source: RefSeq, a predicted model, not a curated record
UUCUUUGCAUUUUUUCUUCUCUUGCAUUCUGCCUGCAUUUUCCCCGCACUUCGCUACACUUUCCCUUGCCUUCCACUCCACUUUCCUCCCCCUUCCCCCCCAUCCCCCAAUUUGCAUUCCCCUCGAUUUACUUUUCCUCGCCUUUCCCUCUCAGCUCCAAACUCCCCCCCAACUUUCUCCCCCUUUCCGCCGCCGUGGCCUCACGGCGAUGAACAGCGGGGCUCUGCCUCCGCUCCCCCCUCACCCCUCCGCCCCCCGGGGCCGCCGGCGGCCCCCAUCCCCGGAGCUGCUGCGCUGCAAGCGCCGCUUGGCUUUCGCCUCCCUCCCGGGCACCGGGGGGGCCGCGGCGGCCGUAGCUCGCCGCAACGAGAGGGAGCGCAACCGGGUGCGCUUGGUCAACCUGGGCUUCGCCGCCCUCCGCCAGCACGUCCCCCACGGGGCCGCCAGCAAGAAGAUGAGCAAGGUGGAGACCCUGCGCUCCGCUGUCGAGUACAUCCGUGCCUUGCAGCGGCUCCUGGACGAGCACGACGCCGCCACCGCUUUCCCCGAUGGCCUCCCACCCCGGACGGGGCGGGCGGCCGUCGGGGAAAACGGUGGCGGCAGCGGUGGUUACUCCUCUGCCUCCCCUUGCUCCUCCGAGGAGAGUGGUUACGAUGGAGAGCUCAGUCCCGAGGAGCGGGAGCUGUUGGAUUUCACCAGCUGGCUCGGGAACUACUGAGCUGCCGGGAGAUAUACCUCAGGGCCCUCUGUCUUCCAUAGCAGCCAGCAUUGCUUCACUGCACCCCUACAAAAAAACACUCCUCCUUUCCCCCAAAUACUCUCACCCAGCUGUGGUGGGACCCUGCUGGCUGCGUUCCUCACCGGGCUCCGAGGCUCCCCAGCUGAAGUGCAAUGAUGCUCACAAUGUCACUCCGGGGCAGCCUGAUGGAAAAAGGUGCUCACCUGCUUUCUCCAGAGAAAGAUGCCCGAGCAACCAGUGGAGUGGCAAAAGCAAGAAGAAAACACUACUUGAUGCUUCCUUGUUUCUGGAGGGGGAGGGAAUUUUUUUUAUAGUGUCAGAUUCUAUUUUAUAUAGAACUUGAACUGCCUAUGGGAACAGUGGUGUAUGAAGACUUAUUUUUGUACAAGAAACCUUAGGGAGAAGGGGUGAAGAGACAGCUCUAUUUUUAGCAAGUCUUAUUCCCUUGUUCUUGAACACUGCCAUCUAGAAUGUUUUGGCAACAUACAUGAUUUAGAUAAAAGGUGUUUUUUUUUUCUCCUCCAAACACUAGUAAAAUACUGUAAAGUUACCUUGUGUCCUACAACGGUGUCUGAGAUUGCCUGGUGUGAAGGUUCACUUCUCUGAAACUGAAGUUUUUUUUUUUUAAAAAAUGUAUUGAAGGCAUUUUUGUAUGCACUUGCUAGGAUUUCUUAAGUUGUACAUAUGCAGUUUUUAAAAAGAGUAUCCUAUUUUAUGUAAAUUGACUUUAUAAAUAAAAUCUAUUUAUAAACAGUU